Poecilia reticulata (guppy) is the source of this 2605-nucleotide messenger RNA. It is a transcript of the gene wdr1, whose product is annotated as WD repeat domain 1. Gene Ontology annotation, molecular function: actin filament binding. The record is from RefSeq and is a predicted model, not a curated record. NCBI's taxonomy places the organism in Eukaryota, Metazoa, Chordata, Actinopteri, Cyprinodontiformes, Poeciliidae. Gene Ontology annotation, cellular component: cortical actin cytoskeleton. Gene Ontology annotation, biological process: actin filament depolymerization; locomotion; sarcomere organization.
UGGGGCCGCUUCCGUGUUUGUGUGAUUAGGCAGGGCAUUGCACUCAGCCGGAGGAGCGUCUCUGUCUCCACAGAUUCAUUCAUUGAAAAGACUAACGAUAAGCUUAAGGCCAACAGGAAUAAUGCCAUUUGAACUGAAGCAUGUUUUUGCCAGCCUCCCCCAGAUGGAGAGGGGAGUUGCGAAAGUAAUUGGUGGCGAUCCCAAAGGAAACAACUUCCUCUACACCAACGGCAAGUGUGUCGUCAUACGAAACAUCGAGAAUCCAGCAAUUGCGGACAUUUACACUGAGCAUGCUCAUCAAGUUACUGUCGCCAAGUACGCCCCCAGUGGCUUCUACAUUGCAUCUGGAGAUGUAUCAGGGAAGAUCCGUAUCUGGGACACCACCCAGAAGGAACACAUGCUCAAGUACGAGUACACCCCCAUUUCAGGGAAAGUCAAGGACAUUGCCUGGACAGAGGACAGCAAGAGGAUUGCGGUUGUAGGCGACGGACGAGAGAAGUUUGGUGCAGUGUUCUUGUGGGAUUCAGGCUCGUCAGUGGGAGAGGUUUCUGGCCAUGCAAAAUUAAUCAACAGUGUAGACAUAAGACAGAAACGCCCCUACCGCCUUGCCACUGCCAGCGACGACACCUGCGGCUCUUUCUUUGAGGGACCUCCCUUCAAGUUUAAAUUCACGCUAAGGGACCACAGCCAGUUCGUCAACUGCAUUCGUUUCUCUCCAGAUGGAAGUCGAUUAGUCACAGCUGGAGCUGAUGGUCAGAUAUUCGUCUACGAUGGAACAACUGGUGAACGCGUCGGCUCACUGGGUGGAGAAAAAGCGCACAAAGGAGGAAUCUACGCUCUCAGCUGGAGCCCUGACAGCUCCCAGCUGAUCUCUGCCUCGGGGGAUAAGACCGUGAAGCUCUGGGAUGUUGGCGCAGGAACGGCCGUCACCACCUUCAAUAUGGGCUCCGACGUGAGCGACCAGCAGCUGGGCUGCUUGUGGCAGAAGGACCACCUCCUCAGCAUCUCUCUGUCGGGAUACAUCAACUACCUGGACAAGAACAACCCUGACCGGCCCAUUCGCACCAUCAAGGGUCACACAAAGUCCAUCCAGUGUCUGACGGUUCAUAAAGGCGACGGUCGAUCAUACAUCUACUCUGGGAGUCAUGAUGGACACAUCAAUUACUGGGAUGCAGAAACUGGUGAGAAUGACAGUUUCUCAGGUAAAGGCCACAGUAACCAGGUGAGCAAGAUGCAGGCGGAUGAAGCCAAUGACCUGGUGACGUGCAGCAUGGAUGAUACGCUCCGUUACACAAGCCUCAGCAAGAAAGAGUACAGUGCCUCUGAUGUGGUGAAGAUGGACUCCCAGCCUAAGAGUGUCUCCGUAUCAGGAGGGUUCACUCUGGCUGUGUGCAUCGGUCAGCUGGUCUUGCUGAAGGACAAGAAGAAAGUCUUCACAUUGGACAAUCUUGGCUACGAAGCAGAGGUCGGGGUCAUCCAUCCUGGUGGCACCACUGCUGCGGUUGGUGGAAACGAUGGAAAAGUCCACCUCUACUCGAUUCAAGGCAACACGCUGAAGGACGAGGGUAAAACUCUCGAGAAUAAAGGGUCCAUAACUGACAUGGCCUACUCCAGUGAUGGAGCCUACUUGGCUGUCAUCGAUGAUAAGAAGGUCGCUACGGCCUACUCUGUGGCAGACGGCUACUCGGUAAAAAAUGAGUUUUAUGGGCAUCAUGCCAAACCAGUGAGUCUGGCCUGGUCACCUGACAAUGAGCACUUUGCAACCGGUGGGAUGGACAUGAUGGUUUACAUCUGGACCGUUGGUGAUGCAGACACAAGGAUCAAACUUCCCGAUGCUCACCGUUUGCACCAUGUCAGCAGCCUGGCCUGGAUCGACGCUCACACUCUAGUCACCACCUCCCACGAUGCCACUGUCAAGCAGUGGACAAUUAAAUACUGAGCUGCAAGCAAAACAUUCACAUCUCCAGGGACAAGGACUACUGUAGAAUUCAAGCUUUUCUUUUCUUUUUUUUUUCUCUCCCCUUAAUGUACUGUUAAGCAUCAAAACUUUGGUCUUUGCUGUCUGUAACAUCUGAUUUGUAAAUGGUUAUGCUAGUGAUGGCGUCCAGAAAACAGUUUUAACACAAUUAACGCAAGUCUACACGCAGGUGAAAUGUUGAAUUAUGAAAUGUAACCACGAGUGCUUUUACAGCUCUACAUGGAUGCAAACGUGUUUGUAAUCAUUCCAUAGUUUACUAAAAUGCUUUUCUGUGCAUUGGGCCCUUUUAAAGAGGAACAAUGAGCUUUUUACCAGAACAGAACAUGUUUCAAUGAAAUAAAACCUUUUGGUUACAUUCCUGAAAUGAAUUGGUCCCUGCAGCAGAUGUGCAUUUUUUUUUUUACAUUUUUAUUUUUUUUGUCAACAUUCAGACUUUGACUUUCUGAUCUUUGGGAUCGGAAGCAUUAAGGAAGUGAGAGAACAAGGAAUACAAUCAGAAUGCUGUCUUUUCUGUUAGGUCUUGUUAGUGUUUAGCAUGUCUCGCUUUUUUUAAAUGUCUUUAUGAAUCGGUGUCUAAAGAAAAACUUGGUUCAUUAAUUAUGAUAAUAAAAGGUAACUUUUUAUGCA